Molecule: messenger RNA, 525 nt
Organism: Coffea eugenioides
Lineage: Eukaryota; Viridiplantae; Streptophyta; Magnoliopsida; Gentianales; Rubiaceae
Product: probable LRR receptor-like serine/threonine-protein kinase At3g47570
Exons: 1
Coding region: 1-525 (174 amino acids)
Biological process (GO): protein phosphorylation
Molecular function (GO): ATP binding; protein kinase activity
Source: RefSeq, a predicted model, not a curated record
AUGGUAGUUUCGUUUUUGGUGUUAAGAAAGUGGAGAAGAAAAAUUGUGUCUCCAUCUAACUUAGAUCCAGAUACAACAUUUGAGAGGGUACCAUUCCACGAACUCAGACAAAUAACGAACGGGUUCAGUGAGAGUGCAUUACUUGGCUCCGGAACCUUUGGUUCUGUUUACAAAGGAAUACGAGAAAAUGGGAUGACUUGGGCUAUAAAGGUUUUCGAUUUGCAGCUCGAUGGUGCAUUUAAAAGCUUCGACAGGGAAUGUGAAGUCUUACGGUGUCUUCGUCAUCAUAAUUUGACUAACGUCAUCAGUGCUUGCUCCAAUCCUGACUUUAAAGCAUUGAUACUUGAAUUCAUGCCCAAUGGAAGCCUUGAGAAAUGGCUUUAUUCAGGCACUCAAAUCUUGAACAUCAUCCAAAGACUAGACAUUAUGAUAGAUGUAGCUUGUGGUUUGGAAUAUCUCCACUAUGGUUAUUCAACUCCUGUGAUUCACUGUGAUUUGAAGCCCAGCAAUAUCCUACUAGAUUGA